CUGAUCCCCGUGCUGCGGAAUGUAAUCUUCCAAUACUCGGAGUCUCCCAUUUCUUCAGGAAUAGGAAAAUUCAAUAGAGUAGGAAACGCUGAGAAAUAUGUUUUGGAAAUGAUUAUGUUUAUUAGUUUCUAUCAUCAGGCUUUGUUUGAAUUACAGAAAUGAGAAGUGUAUUUUGGUGUUGAAUUAUUUGGAAGAUUACAGCAAGGUGCAUGCUUAUAGAUAUAUAAUUUGAAAAUAGCGGAAAAUCGAUCGUUUUAUUGGGAAAAUCGUGUGAAGAAAUACUGCUUUAUUGAACGGAAAGCCAGUCUGUUCAGGAUAAAUCUAAGACUGUGUAUAGUAGAGAAUUUGCUAAGGAAAUAUAAUAUUGACGGGUACUAUAAGUGAAGGAUGGAAAGUUAAAUUUAAGAGUGGUAAUUAGAUAGAAAAGUGCGCCUGGAACUACAAAGCAAAGGCAGGAAUAUUGUUUUGUGUUGUAAUUUUCGUCUGUGGUGCAGAAUGUGUUAAUGUGAAUUGUAGAAAAUAUGAAUAUAUGUAGGUAUGAAAUCACGAAUCAAAAAUCGAUAUUAUUGUGGAAUUAAGACACGUGCGAUCCAUUAAUGAGUUUCGGGGGAUCAUAAGAAAGUAAUAGAAACGUGAAAGCAAGUGGUCUGAUAAUCAGAUAUCAAUUUCCUAUCCUAACCAUUUGCGAUAAUUAAGAAAAGUAUGUGUGAAUACUUUCUCUUUAAAAUGGCAUUUAAAACAAGGUUUCACAUUUGCUUUUAAGAGAUAUCGUAAAAAACACUAAAAGACAUCAGUCGUUUUUAUUUGAAUAAGAGCACUAAAACAUGUAGCGACAUAAGUAAUUAAAUGCACCAUGAAAACAGUAGAUGCACUCAAACAAUAAAAUACCUUUCCGCAUAUGUUUUUAUCUCUAGCGCUUCUUGACUUAAACUCCGCGAUUUUAUCGUUUGCCGUGUGUACAUAUAGAUUCAUAGAAUAAAUUGGAAAAGCCAAGCGCACAUCGUUUGGUUGAUGCCUCAGAAUUUAUCAAUAUAACCUACAUGUAAGUCUGUAAGCUUUUGCUUACUAUCGAUCGCGGAGCUAGCACUCGGAGAGAAAGGACACAAGGCUAGAGGACAUUUAUGAUGAUGACGACAUUGACACAGUCCAGGACAUUUGGUGAUAAAUUAUACCAUACCAUGUGUUCAAAUGCUACAACUUAGUGUCCCCGCGGAUGUGUGUCUGCUGUGUGGCGUUGAAAUGUAUUGACAAACACAUCUACAAUAUGCCUGUUUUUAUUAUGAAUUAUCCAUCAGACAGCUUUUCAUGUGCCUGGUAAUUAGUCACCCAUACGACAGUGGUUUGAUUUAAGAAUCGAUCUUGUUCCUCUGAAUGUUAUUAUACAGGUACAGAAAUAGAAACUUCUGCUUCAGAGUAAAACUAAAACUCUUUUCCAUCUAAAGUAUAGAGAUUUUUGCUCCUGCACUAGACGUUUGGUUCACAUAUCGAUCUGCAAAGUCUUCAGUAAGAGCGGAUGUUUUAAACUAGCUUUAAGAUCGAUAAAUGUUACAAUUGUAAUGCGUUUUAUCGAUAAAACAGCCGUUUGUGAGAAAAUGACUUUCAGACCGGAAGUACAAAAACGCGCGUGCCAAAUUAAAAUGGCGCCUGUGUACGCUGAAUUAAAGUGUCAUUUGAUACAUAUAAGUGGUAUUUUGGCCAGUAUAUUUCCAUUCUGAAAAUAAUGGGAGAGAAAUGAAAACAGAACGAAAACAGAGUGGUCAGAUAUAUAUGUAUUUACGUAAACUGGCCUAUAGGUAAACUACUACCUAUAUAUAUAGAGAGAAACAUUAAUGUGUUCAUUUUAUCAUAUACGUUGUAUAGAUAUAAUAAUACCCAAAAUGAGCUGUGUAUUUUUAAUUUAAUACAUUUCAUUAGUUUUCACCAUGCGCAUCAUCACAAACGUUUUGACAGCUUUCAUUUUUUAAAGAAUCGUCGGAUGAGAUACUUAGCACUCUGAAAAAAAGUAAACAUGGAUAUAGAUAUGGUACUCUUCAGAUUUAUUUGCGUCAUAAUUUGCAUUUUUGAAACCCUACUUAUCUCUACUGCUGAUAGUCUGGGAGUUGCAGACGAAAAAUUCCCGCCAAAAUUCAAUUACCAGAAUCACAACCUACGUCCGGAGAAGACAAAUGGACGGAAUUCACGAUCAGACGCUAAAGGUGAUUUUCAAUUUAAAUCGAAUAUUGACGAAGAUUCUUUGGAACAAAGUAAAAUAUUAGAAUUUAUUGAAACCAUUCGAACUAAUGUAACAGAGCGAAAUUAUUACUGCAAUAAGUCAAAAGAACAGUCUAUAUCCCUGAGUAAUUUUACGUAUAUUUUCACUCCUUUAUCAUACCAACGAUACAAGAAACAAACUCUGGAUGGGAUAUUUAUAGCAAAAUAUUUGACACAUCUUUUUACUCACAAUAGAACAAAUAUUCAGUCUUUCUCGGAUAAGCAUGUGCCAGCUAUUAUUUCUGUUGUUCGUCUUAUAGUAGAAGAGGACAAAAACUUAGCAGGAGGCGGAAUUGCAUUAUCAAACAAUUUUUUCCCAUACAUCUUCAAAUCUGAGAACGGAAUUAUACAAGAAGACCUGGGAUUAGUGUAUAAAAAUUACAGAAAUGAAAAUUUCUUCUCUAUUCAUAAUCGUUCUGGAUCUAGUGACGCAACUUCCGGUUCUGCUACAGAUGUAUCCAUAACAUCGGAUGAUGCGUAUUUCGGUCAGCCCUACUUUGAUUGUUUUAAACAUAAACGUUGGAUUGUAGCAGUAUCUCUACCAUUCUAUGGAUAUGGCCAGACGGGGAAUUCAAUCAAAUUCAUGGGUGUUGUUGUCCUCGAUAUUGACCUUGAAAAAACCUCAGUCAACCAGUGCGUAGACUCAGAAUCUUUGUUUUCCGGAUCUCAUAAAUGCAGACCUGAAACAACUAAGUGCAAGUAUUUACCUGGUGGCGGACUACAGGCUGGACAAUAUGAAUGUCAUUGUAAAUCAGGAUUUUAUUUCCCUCUUCUAAACGCGACCCAAAAAUUUUACACCGGAACUCAAGUCGAACGUCACAUCCUACAGAGCAUGCGCAGUGAUGCGAACUUUUCCACAAGUGACUUCCAGUGUCUUCCGUGUCGCCAAGGCUGUAUAGAUUGUGACGACGAUGGUCCAUGUUUAGUUGAAUAUAACAUUUUAAUGAGAGGAAUUCCUUUAGGGAUUCAAAGCUUUUGUAUGACAAUAACCCUAGUUCUAGGAAUUGUUGUACUUAGAGUUAGAAAAUGUAAGGUAAUGGUGAUUGGUAUGUGGUGCUUACUGGAAAUUAUUCUUCUCGGUGCUUUAUUUCUUUAUGCUACGGUAGUCGUCCAAUAUUUUGAACCGUCAACAACGACGUGCCUCAUCGUGCCAUGGUUACGGGAGCUAGGAUUUGCCAUACUAUAUGGAGCACUUGUAUUAAAAAUAUACAGACUGCUGGCUGAUUUUCAAUCAAGGAAAGCACAUAGGGUACAUGUCAGGGACAAAGAUCUUCUAAAAUACCUCCUUUGCAUAGUCAUCGUCGUCAUAGGUUAUAUGGCAGCAUGGACAGCAGUAAAUAUAGAUCAGGUACAGGAAGGGGCGAGUCUUAUAGAGACAGGAACUACAUCCGACGAUGAACUCAGUUAUUUUAUCUGCAAAUCAGGCUGGUGGGAUUACUCCACAGAAGUUGCGGAAGUCUUGUUCCUUGUGUUUGGUAUAUACUUGUGUUAUAGAGUACGGGCUGCGCCAUCCGAGUAUUGUGAAGGAACCUAUGUCUCUGCUGCGAUAUGCUACGAAUGUUUUAUUUCUACUGUCUUUUAUGUUUUAAGGCAUAUAUAUUGGUUAAGUUUACAUCCCGAUUACUUAUUUUUGAUGUACUUUCUACGAUGUCAAUUAACCGUCAGUGUAACACUUGUAUUAGUAUUUGGUUCUAAGUUAUGGUACGCACAUCGACCCCCUGACGAGCGUCAGAUCAGGAAUAGGGCAUAUUCUUCAUCAGAUGUUCCAGACAACAUGGCCCCUGAGGUUAUGAAAUUAAAUGUUGGCAUUUCAUCCAACGGGGAUGUAGAUGUAGGGGACGUAAGCUUAGCAGAUAUGGAUCCAGAAGAUAUUAGGGCGGAAUUAAAAAGGCUUUACACACAACUGCAGGUUUAUAAAACUCGUACGAUGAGGAAAGAUAAUCCUCAUAUUUCUAAAAGGCGUGGCGGACGUAAACAAACUCAUAGACGUUUUUCACUACAAGCAUUCCACCACAAACAUCGGCAUCACCAUAGUGAUCAUACCGAACACGAACAUGAAAUGUCGAGAACACCCGAAGAAAGUACGAACUCUGCCGAAGGUCUGCCGAUGCCGAUUGAAAUGAGUGUAACAAAGUGUGAAGAAGUGAACGAAAAUAAGCCGACGUCGAGUGUUUCUUUCAGAAUGUAUCAUACUCAUAAAUGAUAUUGCGUCACAAAAAAAGAAAAGUGAACGUUUUAAUGUGUAUGUAGGAUAUCAUUUACUUCUCAUGGAAAGGCAAUUUGAUUGUGUUUGAUAUAGAGGCAUGUUUAUUGUCAAUGCCAGAUAAAUUUGCAAUAGGCCAUGUGGAAUGUAUAGUGUGAUAUUACACGAGAAUAUGCCAGAGGACCGCAUUCAGAAUUGUCGGUGCAACGGAGUGAUGUUUUUCAAACAGCAUUGGGAUACUCAACCGUAUUGAAAGAAGACAAAGUGAACCUGUGUACUACAUUUUAUUAUGUAGAACUUUAAAUAUGUUUUAGAGGUACAUGAGUUAAUUGUUCUCCCUAAUUCAGAAGAGCAAAGGAUGAGACGUUAUGUUUGAAGCAAGUGUAUUGUUAUAUACAGAUAGCAGAAUAAAAGUAUGAGAAAAAAGAAACAAUUGUCUUUUGGAAGCGUUGAAAAGAAUCUCAUAAUGUAAUAUUUGUUAUAAUUCAUCAUCUCGCAUGGUUAAGCGAGACAAACUGACACUCUUAACUGCUGGGAGUUAUUUGUAAAAUAAUUAUGUACUGUAUUUGUGCCAUUUGACAAUUCAUUCAACCAAUUUAUGUAUUUAUUUAACAAGAAACAAGGACCUUAUUUAUCUUCUCAGAUAACCUGAAAAUCUUUUGUGAUGAUAAGUAGGUAGUACAAGCAAUGCGUUUGCAUGACAAAUCUUAUUUUCACUAAACGUUCACUAAACGAUAAUGUUAGGUAUAGUUAGAACAUUAUGACUUAAUGCUUUAAUUUUAAUAUUCCUUCGAAAUUUAUAUUUAGGACAUUAACCAUGUUAACUGAAGAGAAAUUGUGUUGUUGAUAUGUCAAUAGAAAAAAGGUUUCGAAAUACAAUAGUAUCUGUUUAGUCUCCAGCCUGUGUUUCAUCGGAGGUCCCCCGUCUAUCAGUCACACAAAACGGGAUUUGUAAUAACCUUAAAAGAACAAGAUAGUUGUUUGGAAACUUAAUACAGGGAUAGGUGGCAAUCUGAAGAAUAUGCAUGUCCUUUUAUUUUUUUUUGUAGUUGCUUCGUCAACAAUUCAAAAAUAUAACAAAAUUUUGGAUCCUGCAAAAGCUAAAAAAAAUGAAAGAGUCUUUUUAAUAUGGAGAAUGUGCACAUUAUUGUAUUAAUUCGUAUGUCCGUGCUUUCAUCUGUCUUUCUGUCCAUUACUUACAAAUGGUGGAUUCCUCCGUAACUUCAAACAGUAUGAGAUUUUUUUUUUAUGAAAUCUUAGUGGGACAAAUAUUGAAGGUUAUACGGAGAAUAUCUUGUUCCAUCCAACUCCCUGUCUGUCAGUACUCACAAACCAUAUACCAUGAUUACUUCACAAGUACAAGCAAACCAGGUUAUAGAUUUUGUUUGAUUUGGAGAACAUGCAAGUCCUUCCAUUUAGUUUCAAUAUAAGAACUAAGUUAUAUUAAUAUUUAUACAUUUAUAUUUUAAAUGAGUAAUUAUAGAUACGAUAGGUGUCCCAUCCGGGAUGGUUUUAAUUUUAUGACCUACCAGUUAUUUCCAAACGAAGAAUAGGUAAUACUAUUAUCAUGUAUAUAAAAUAGUGAUAUAAAGUGAAUGAAGAUAUGCUGACAGUACCAUUUUAGAUGGUUAAAUGAUAUGUCAUAUGCCAGAAAUACUUUGCAGUUAUUUUAUUUGUGAAAGAUGUGAUUAUAAAUUAAUUUUUUGUUACCGUUUGGACUAAUUGUUAAGACGGAAAUAACAAAUACCUUGACUAUUUUAAUAGUUAGUUAAAUAAUAGAUUUAUCAAAGUUUUUUCUUCUUUGUAUUAUUCAUUCCGCUGUCAGACAGAAUUCAACUUACGUUAGCAUGAACUGUACCGUAUUUUCUUGGCUAGACUAGCCAAAAUUUGAGUUUUUGACAAGUUCACUGUUUGUAAGCCAGGAAAUAGAAACUUAAAACAAUAUCUUCUUACUGACCAAUAUAAAACAAUAUAUUCUAAUAAAAGGGAUACGAAGCUGAGGCCGCAGUUAAGAUAUUAGGCCAACUUUUAAAAUAAAAAAAGGUCUUUAUGAGUAAAAUAAAAGUAAAAAAAAAUAUAGUUUUUAUAUUCAUUUGAAUUCUUGUCUUUUGAUUUGUUAACACAAAUUUACACUGUUUAUUUCAGCAAUGUGUUUCUGUUGACAGAAUAAAUAAGUUCGCUGAAGCAUAAUCUUUCUUUUAGAUUUCUGUAAUGUUAAGUUCUUGUAAGACGUUAUGUACAUCAUUUAUUUUCUAGAAAGGACAGAACUGUCAGUGAUAAGACAUUGAAGAAGAUAGUUUUAUAAGGUUUUAAUCUGUUCUACUGUUGUAUCCCAUUAAACUAAAUAACAUGGACGUAAGGUGUGUUUCUUAAACAAUUAAAUUUCUUCUUAUGAUGAGAGGUACAUGUCCUUUAAAACGGAGGUAAAAUUUUCUGUUCAAUUUAAUCGAAAAAAAAAGGCCACACUCAAAUAAUCCUGUAAAUUUUACUUGUAAUAUUGUGUACGCCAUGAAUCAAACCGAUUACAUUGUUAUUAAAUUUGAUUUGCAAGUUUUUAUUUCAGUGGAGACAUAGAAAGUAACAAAUAUCUUUCCUAAACUUUACGUCGAGAAAUUAUUUCAUCAAAUACACUUCAGUGUAACACAACACACUGGCGUAAGGGGUUUGUUUCUCUUUGCCUGUGAAAAACUGUCAAACUACUUAAUAUGUAAAUAUUUUGUGCAACUGUAUAUAGCAGACAAUAAGCUUUGUGUAAAUGUAGACAAUGUAUACAUGACUGUAUGUAUGUAUAUGUUUAGAUAUGUUUUUUGUUAAUUUUAAGGGCAGCGUCUCGUUUUACUGACAAUUUACAAAAUGCACAUUUACGAGCUUUAGACAUUUGAAUAGGAUACACAGCAUAAAGAUACAUUUUUGCAUAAUACAUAAAAAACUUCUUCUCUCAUGUCAAUAACUAUGUGUAUGCAUAAUUGCGAAAGCUUGUUUUGAUGUAUUUUCAUCACCCGCACAUUAUGGACGCCAUAUAUGGCUAAAGUUAUACUCCAAAAUUUGUAGAUCUGAAAAAUGAUUUUUUCUAAAUGACAAAUAACCAUAUACGAACACGAAACCAUUCAAUGGCUCGGACUGUGCGUGCGUGCGUGUGUAUGUGUGUAUCUCAUAUAUUUUAGGUAAUUCUCGUGACAGACUUCUGCAGAAGAACUUUUAUGAUUUAGUUGGAGGAUAGCAGAAGAUAAGAACAUGUUUCUACUCCAAAAGCUUACACUGUAAUUAAUUUGGGCAGGUGUGAAGCGUCCAAACAAGAAUUUCAUGAAAAAUACUAAUUGGAAGAGCGGCAAAUGAACUCGCGAGCCUUGGAUCUUACAGCUUGAACACUAAGUCCGCUUUCGAGUAAUUGGAAUAAAAUGUGCGCAUGUGUAGAGUGUGGUUGAAUUGUUAUAUACAAGUGAUGUAUAAAAUGAAUUUGUUAAAGAAAAGAUUUUAUGUGUACAUUGUAUAUAUAUACACUGAGUAUGUUUUAAGAAAGUGCUGCUUUAAAUGUUAUGAUGGUAAUUCUAGGUUAUUUUAUAAAGUUUAUAAAGUCUUUCUGAAUAUCGUGCGAGAAAUUAUCGAGGGAGUGAAACGUAUAUAUAUUACCUGCAUUAAAAUAUAAAGAAUAAUGUUUUUUAAUUCAAUUUUAACCCUUUUGAAUAGCAUAGAAGUACAGAUUUUAUGCCAGAAAGCUGCAUACUGCGUAGGAUUAAUUGUUUGUUCUGGUAUACUGAGGCAUUUCCUGACACAUUUACUUUACAAACUUACAAUGAACUGCAAGGAACCGACUUUGAAAAAACCUACUAACUCUGAUAGAAUGUUUUGUAAUCUAAAAAUAAAAACAGUUAUUUGUAAGUAAAUUUCUCAUUUUUUCUUUAUAUCUAAAUUUGACAUUUGAACUCUAGUAUGGAUUUAAAAUUAGUGCAAAAUAUUUAGCUUUCAGUUAAUUCGAAUAUAUCUGAAAUAUGUGGAUUUUAUCACGAUUCCAUAUUUAAAUAUUCGUAAUAACAUAAGACGGUUCAUUGAACGGAUUUUAUUGGAAUGUUAACUGUUGAAACAGUGCAAUAAUGAUUUUACUAAUUCAUUUUUUGGGACAGACCAGUGUAAAGUAUAUUUUAAACAUUUAGAUGCAGGGAUUGUGCAAUACUGUUACAUGGUUUGGAAAUUGCAUCGUUAUAGGUCACAUAGUUUAUUUCAAAUAUUUUUUUCAAAUAUUCGGUAACGUUGAAAUAUGGAUCUUGCAUUCGAACAUUUUACGAAUGCUUUUGCUCGUCUAUAAAAUUUUAACACUUUUUGAACACUUGUUUUGGAAUUAAAAAGCUUCGCACUGUUACAAAUAUUAAUUAAUGGAUCAGGCGUUUUGUGUUCUAUGAAACAGUCUAACUUGUUCUAUUUUAUAAAUAGACAAUAUUUUUACUUCAAGUAUAUAUUUUUCAUUGUAGAAUUUUGUUAAGAAACGUGUCCUACAUAUUCGUUUUACAGUAUUGUUGCAGUUAGUUCUUUUUAAAUAAAUGAGCCGCGCCAUGAGAAAACCAACAUAGUGGGUUUGCGACCAGCAUGGAUCCAGACCAGCCUGCGCAUCCGCGCAGUCUGGUCAGAUUCCAUGCUGCUCGCUAACGGUUUCUCUAAUUGCUAUAGGCAUUGAAAGCGAACAGCAUGGAUCCUGACCAGACUGCGCGCAUGCGCAGGCUGGUCUGGAUCCAUGCUGGUCGCAAACCCACUAUGUUGAUUUUCUCAUGGCGCGGCUCAAAUAAUUUUAUUUAUUAAAGUAAAAAUCUACAUAAUGCAAUAAAUGUAUUAUGUAAGAUUUUAAAUAUGUAGUAAUUUUAAAAAAAUAUUUCUGUACUUGAAAACAACGGAAAGGCCUGUAUUGCCAAGCAAUUGUAUUACAAGAAUUUUAUAAUAAAGAUAU
Messenger RNA from Mercenaria mercenaria, 9389 nucleotides. Its product is annotated as probable G-protein coupled receptor 158. The record is from RefSeq and is a predicted model, not a curated record. Gene Ontology annotation, cellular component: membrane. Gene Ontology annotation, molecular function: G protein-coupled receptor activity. NCBI's taxonomy places the organism in Eukaryota, Metazoa, Mollusca, Bivalvia, Venerida, Veneridae. Gene Ontology annotation, biological process: G protein-coupled receptor signaling pathway. Bases 2009 to 4453 code for a protein of 814 amino acids. The transcript has 11 exons.